Molecule: messenger RNA, 611 nt
Organism: Trichoderma asperellum CBS 433.97
Lineage: Eukaryota; Fungi; Ascomycota; Sordariomycetes; Hypocreales; Hypocreaceae
Source: RefSeq, a predicted model, not a curated record
GGCUCGAUUGCCUGUGAAUGGCUGGCGAGAAACGAGCGGGAACAAAAAUCAGCACGCAGGAAAGGAGGAGAGAAAGGGUGAAGGGGAAAAUGGGACGCUACCAGGCUGGGAUUUCACCAAGGCUGGACUCGGACUGGGUUGGGCUGGGGUUUGGUCGCGGUAUUUCGGUGCUAGGCUGGUAUCGCGGUACCUGCGCUUCACCGACUGGGUACUCGCGCGUGAGGUACCUGCUGGCUACGGCGCGCACCCCCAAGUUACUUUGGUGGACGGUGCUUCACCGCGUACCAGGAACGCGAACUGGAGCGCAGGGCCUUGCAGAAGAUCCAAUACAAUGCAAACGAAGCUACGGAUGGAGCUUGCAAGAACCUUGGUCACCAUGCGACGCUGUAAAUCCAGAAAGCUCAUCCUUGAACGCAGCGUGGCGAGCCAGGGCACAAGGUGAGGUAUUUGGGUGCUGGGCCACCAAGCUCGAAGAACAGAGCGCUGCGGUGAAUGCGACGAUUACGGGCACAGGACACAUGCAGCCGGUUUGGAAUCUCGCCAAACGCGAAAAAAGGAUCAGAUACUCAAUCCAAAAUCAUAUUGCCGCAAAGUGCCCUGUGGCCAGGUAG